AUGAAGAUAAAUCAUUUCCUAAAUCUUCACAUCAAUUUUUGCACUUGUCGUUUUCUAAUCACAUGGUUUUUAUUGACCUUUUCUGCGUGGUUAGUUUGCUGCAAAUGUUCUCAUCUGAUUUUUCUUUUGAUUUGCAGUUUAAUCUACGCAAUCGUCGUCUUCGGAUCUUUAGUAAAUCGAGUAAGGAAUCCUUUAAAAAAUCAAAAAAAUAUCAAUUUUUCUCCAGAAAAUUCUGCCAACCAACAAUGUGCCAAAAACAAUUCCAUAUAUAACAGUUCCAUCUGAAUAUGAUGUAUUUUUAGAGUUUUUUGGAAGUUCAUCUCUAAUUAAUAAGGUUUUCCUCAUUUUCAUUAAACAUCUGAAAUAUUCAUUAAAUUCCAGACAUAUACUGGUAGUUUACAAAUGACAUUUGAAGCGAAAGAUUUGACGCAAAGAUUAUUUUUUCAUCGUGGACCUGAUAUCAGAAUACUCAAUGUGGGUUUUUUUUUCCGAAAAAUGUCAUUAUAUAUUUGGAAGUUUCUUGCAGAUAACAUUAGAAGAUUCAAAUGGAACAAAAAGCACACCAAGCGCAGGAGCUUAUGACAAAAAUGUAAGUUUUUUUCCAUUUUUUUUAGUUUGAAAAAAUAUUGAUUUCAGACAGAUGUUCAAGCUUAUAUACCAAUUUCAAAUUUGACAAAAGAAACAACCUAUAAAUUGGAAAUAGGAUUUGAAGGUACAAUUGGGGAAAAUCCAAAUGGUCCGCUUGAUUUGCCAUAUACUUCUGAAAAUAAUGAAAAUAAACAUUCUAUGGUGUUUGGACAUUCGACAACUGCAUCAUCGGGUCUACGAUUUUUAAUGCCUUGUUUAGAUUCUCAAGAUUUCCCAGCUCUUUUUAACUUCAAUAUUAGACAUCCUCCAGAUUUCCGAGUUAUCUCAAAUUUUGUUGGAAAUGUUCAACAAUCACCAUUAUAUACUACCACAAUAUUUAAUGCAACAUUCCAAACGUUCUCUUCAUCAAUUGUAUUAGCGUUGAUUGAUAUGAACUUGACAUCACAAUCAAUCAAACAGGAAGAUAUAAUGGUUUGUAUACAUAUUUGUCACAAUAAAAAAGUUUCAUUCAUUCCAUGUUUAGAUAAACAAAUAUUUCCGUAAAAAUGUCAUCAACACUGUGUCGACUGAUAGAGUUUUACAAUUUAUGGCUUCGAAAACCAGCAACAUUGGAAAAUUAGGUCAAGAUAGUUUUAUUUUUGAAACAAUUAAAUGUUUAUAUCUUUGCAGAUGUGUUGUGUUUACCCCAACUUUCUACCAUAAAUCAAGCCGGCAUUUCUUUUCUCAAUGAAGAAGAUGUUCAACGAGAAAAUUUCGAUUUAGGGAUCAACAAUUUCAAAAACUGA
This is a messenger RNA of Caenorhabditis angaria, 1373 nucleotides long. NCBI's taxonomy places the organism in Eukaryota, Metazoa, Nematoda, Chromadorea, Rhabditida, Rhabditidae. The record is from the annotation of a GenBank genome assembly.